AUGUACAACCAAGAUGUAAAUGAUAGAGACGGUGCUACAUACGGAAACGUUGUCGAUGAUACGUGGAGUAUAUGGUCGUCUUGGAGUGACUGCAGCGCUACUGUUGGUUUGGGAUAUCGUGAAAGAAACAGACACUGUGUACGCAAACAGACCAGAGAUAGAUGUUUAGGACAUCCUAUUCAAUUUGAAAAAUGUUUGACUUUUCCCGAAGAAUAUCCUGUUAUAUCCUUGGACAAAGUUUCGGCAAGGUUAGAUGGUCCACAAUACGUUGCUGGUAAUGGUACAUUGCAGUUAUUUGUGGAACUGAUUGGUAAAUGGGUUGGGGUAAAUAGUGAUCUAGGACAAUGGGAUUUUGAUGAUGGAAAUGUUGCAUGUAAGCAUCUGGGAUUACCUGGCGCCACUUCAGUAUGGACAUCCAGUGUCAUGGACACUCAUGGUCAUUUUCAAUGUACUGUGAAUUGUGAAGGGACAGAGAUGACACUCAAUGAUUGUGAAAUCAAUUUAAUGCCUGCUACACGUGACGUAUAUGCCGGAAUUACGUGUCUCAAUGACGGUGAGUGGGAUGUGUGGUCCUCUUGGUCUCAAAACUGUAACAUUGACCAUAAGCAAUGUCGUACUAGAUCAUGUAUUGAUGGCAGUGACAAUUGUCCGGAGACGUCGGAACAACAACGUGUGAUCUAUGACCUAAUUAAGACAUACAGUAUUGAAUGUUACACAAAAGCCGAUGGGAGUGACUACAGAGGAAAACUUUCAACUACAGAACAUGGCAAAGUUUGUCAAAAAUGGACAGUCCAGUCUCCCCAUUCUCAUGACAGAACUGUUGCGAAUUAUCCCAAUGGUGGAUUGGGAGAUCACAACUAUUGCAGGAAUCCUGAACCUGUAGUAAUGCCGUGGUGUUAUACAAUUGAUCCUGCUGUCAGAUGGCAAUACUGUGACAUAGGCGACCCAAUGAGUACUUGCGGUAGUUGA
Molecule: messenger RNA, 969 nt
Organism: Saccoglossus kowalevskii
Lineage: Eukaryota; Metazoa; Hemichordata; Enteropneusta; Harrimaniidae
Product: plasminogen-like
Source: RefSeq, a predicted model, not a curated record